GACGUGCAACAGAUCUUCGGCUCAGCCUUGAAGAAGGACCGGCAGGCUGCGGCAAGCUUCCUCCAGCAGAUGGGCAUCCGGUCAUCAGGCAGCGCGCCUGAGAUGAUCAUCAGGGAGGUCACGAAGGUCUUCACCUACAUCGGCUUCCGUGUCGGUGGACUGGGCUAUGGGCCUCGCUUCCGAUGCUUGAAUCCAACCCACGUCGCUGGCGUAGAGGGUGAUUUGGCGUCGCUGAAGGCCGUCGCAUGCCUGCAAAUCUCGGACGAGGCUGACGAUUGGGAGAAGGAGCUCCAGUACCAUCCAG
This is a messenger RNA of Symbiodinium sp. CCMP2456, 304 nucleotides long. Lineage: Eukaryota; Dinophyceae; Suessiales; Symbiodiniaceae. The record is from the annotation of a GenBank genome assembly.